Molecule: messenger RNA, 5423 nt
Organism: Sinocyclocheilus rhinocerous
Lineage: Eukaryota; Metazoa; Chordata; Actinopteri; Cypriniformes; Cyprinidae
Product: apoptotic chromatin condensation inducer in the nucleus-like
Exons: 15
Coding region: 132-4844 (1570 amino acids)
Biological process (GO): RNA splicing
Cellular component (GO): precatalytic spliceosome; ASAP complex
Molecular function (GO): RNA binding
Source: RefSeq, a predicted model, not a curated record
CGACAACUUCGAAAUCCUUCCUCUCUCUGUGCUUCCACUCCGCCUCUUCCGGAAGCACUCAUGGCGCGCUGACGUCGGUGAGGAAGGCGUUGCGGUCCGCGUGAGCUACAGAACGAGCGAAGGGAAUCAAGAUGGCGGACCUCGAAGACGUUACGCUGGACGGGAGGCCGCUCCAUUCGCUCCGGGUGGCGGAUUUGAAGGCGGCAUUGGAAGAGAGAGGGCUUCCGAAAAGCGGACAGAAGAAUGCUCUCAUCAAGAGGCUCAAAGGGGCUCUCAUGUUGGAGAACCUUCAGAAAACCUCCACUCAUCACAUUGGCCUGCAGCCUAACUCCCGGAUUGGGGAGGAAAUGAGUCAGAACAGCUUCAUUAAACAGUACCUGGCCAAACAGCAAGAGCUUCUGAGGCAGCGUUUGGAGAGGGAAGCACGAGAGGCAGCUGAAACUGAUGGAACAGACCAUGAAGACCACACAGAGGCCAAUGACAGUAUUUGUGCUGCCCCUAACCAGGAUGUUGCUCCCUCCUUAGUUGACCAACACAAAGGAGGUACAGCAGUGGCUGGGGGAUUUGGGGUGACUGCGAGUGAGAGUGAUGAGCUCAGAGAAAAAGAAAUGCCUGGGGAGCCGUCCCCCUCUGCACCUGCCCAGCCUAGCGCAAUAGCCUCUUUGUCGGUGCGGGUUGUUGGUGAAAGAGGACCAACAUCAAGCCAUGUACCGGCUGACAGUGAUGAUGACAGUGAAGGCGGGGAUGACAAUGAUGACGAGGAGGAGGAGUGGAACCCCAUUGCUAAACGGAGUCGUCGAGCACAGCCUCCAAAAAGCCAGCCGGUGAGGGAAAGAUCUGGUGGCUCGCAGCAGCAGCCGCCCCCCCAACACAUACCUUUACUAUCACAGCAGCUCAGACAGCCCACUCCUCCCCCAUCUCCUCCUCCUGAACUCUCUUUUCCACUCCCAGACACCCCUAAACAGAGCCCCCCUAGUCCCGGAGAGCCCCCACCUAGGCAGCGUAUAUCUAGCUCUUCGAGCUCUGGUAGUUCCAGUAGUGACAGUUGUAGCAGUAGCCCUGAACCAGCAGGCGACUCCACAGAACGCAGACCAGGCCCACUGACCUUACUGGCACGCAAGAUGGCGUCUGAGGGAGCUUUCUCUGGUGCAGGAAAGCGUGAUAGGGAGGGAAUGGAUGGACAGAGAAGCCACCAUGAGGGAGUUGUGUCUGCAAUUACUCACACAGCUAAUGCAGCGUCAGUUUUGUCAUACCCUAGUUUAGUGAUCUCCAACCAAAGUGUUAGUGUCGUUAGAACAGCGGUGGUGGAAGAGAGUGAUGGUAUGAAGCAGGAUGAGGGUAGCCAUCUUUUAUGGGAGCAAGAAAACAAAAAGAGGGAAAGACAGCGAGAACAAGAGAGGCUGAAAGCCCUAGAAAAGGAGAGAGAGGAAAAGAAGGCAUUGGAAGAAGAGCGAACACGAGUUUUGGAACGGGAAAGACAGGAACGAGAAGAAGCUCUGAAACGGGAGAGGGAGAGAGCUUUACAGCAAGAAAGGGAAGAGAAAGAAAAGGCCUUACAGCGGGAGAGGGAAGAGAGGGAGAAGCUUGAAAGAGAACAAGCAUUGGAAAGAGAACGACUCGAGAGAGAACAAGCGCUGGAACGAGAGAGGCAAGAAAAGGAGAGACUGGAAAGAGAGAGACAGGAAGCUUUAGAGCGGGAGAGAUUGGAGAGAGAGAGGCUUGAGAAAGAAAGACAAGAACGACAAAAAGCCUUAGAGAGGGAAAGACUCAAGAAAGAAAAACACGAACGAGAACGAGAACUAGCUCUAGAGAGGGAGAGAUUAGAGCGAGAGAGGCUUGAAAAGGAAAGACUAGAAAGAGAACAAGCUCUAGAGAGGGAGAGAUUGGAGAGAGAGCGGCUCGAGAAGGAAAGACAAGAAAGAGAACAAGCUCUAAAGAGGGAAAGGUUGGAGAGAGAGCGGCUUGAGAAAGAAAGAAUAGAACGAGAACAAGCUCUAGAGAGGGAAAGGUUGGAGAGAGAGAGGCUUGAGAAAGAAAGACUAGAACGAGAACAAGCUCUUGAGAGGGAAAGGUUGGAGAGAGAGAGAUUUGAGAAAGAAAGACUAGAACGAGAACAAGCUCUUGAGAGGGAAAGGUUGGAGAGAGAGAGAUUUGAGAAAGAAAGACUAGAACGAGAACAAGCUCUUGAGAGGGAAAGGCUGGAGAGAGAGAGGCUUGAGAAAGAAAGACAACAAGCUCUAGAGAGGGAGAGAUUGGAAAAAGAGCGACUUGAGAAGGACAGACAAGAACAAGCUUUAGAAAGGGAGCGAUUGGAAAAAGAACGGUUUGAGAAGGAAAGGCAGGAACGAGAGAAGCAAGAAAAAGAACAAGCUCUAGAGAGGGAGAGACUAGAAAGAGAAGCUGCAAUGGAGAAAGAGAGACAAGAAAUGGAAAGGGCCAAAGAACAGCAAAGACUGGAGAAAGAGAGGGCUGAAAAAGAAAGACAUGAAAGAGAAGCCGCCAAGAGGCAAGAGCGAGAAAGGCAUGAGAAAGAGAAAGCUUUGGAAGAGGAACGAUUGCAGAAAGAACAAGCUCUUGAGCGUGAGAGAGAAGCACAGAGGAAAGCAGAGGAGGAACGAGAGCGAACUUUGGAAAAAGAGAAAGAGGAGCAGGAGAGGGCUUUAAAAGAAGAGCAGCAGAGAGCCUUGGAGGAAAGGGAAAGACUUUUGGAGCAAAAAAGAGUGCAGGAGGAAAAAGAAAAGGCUUUGAAACUUGAAAAAGAGGAGGAACAUGAGAAAAAAAGAGAAAGCCGUCUUCCUCCGUGGAAGCGUGGUCGUGAUAUCGGUGGUCUCUCCUAUCCAGCGGCCCAUCCUGCUUCUCUGGAGAGUCCAACGGAGAAGUCAGACGAGAGCGAGACUGGUGAACCUCAGAGCACUGGCAAAGAUGCUCGAUCUACAGAGCCUGUCCUACAACAGUCACCCACACUUGCAACACCACUAUCCGCUCAAUCUUCUUCAAAGAAGUCCCGCUUCCUCAGACAUGCUCCUGUGACAACUCCUCUCCCUUCCUCUCCGACUUCUGUGCUGAAGAGACCUCGUACUUUCUCAGACAGCCCCAUGCCACAAGCCCCCUCAAUUCCAUUAGCAUCUAAGCCUGAGGAAAAAGAUGCCUCUCAGGCUCCUCAAACAUCAGUCAUUGCUUCAGCCUCCAAUGAGCUUGAGAGCAAGACCCCCGAGGUGCCUGCCAAACAACAUGCACCACAAGAGGAAGAGAAGAUGAAGAUGUCAGAGGAUAGUGAGGCAAGCAAAGACACUAAACAUAAGACACUCAGAAGAGUGGAGGAUGAGGAGAAACCUCUUUCAGAGGAGAAGAAAAGAGGAAGAGAAAGAGAAAAGAAGCAGGUGGAGAAGAAAGAAAGAAAAUCAUCAUCCUCCAGCGACUCCUCCUCAUCCAACUCGGAUUCUGGGUCUUCAUCCUCCUCACGCUCCUCCAGUUCAUCAUCGGAGGAGGAGGAGAAAAGUCAUUCCACUUCAGGUGGUAGGAAGUCUAAAGAGGUCCAGAAAGAGUCUUCAUCUCAGGCCACAGAAAAAGUUGCGGCUGUAAAGCCUCCUACAGCCCAAUGCAAAAAACGAGUCUUCACAGAGCAGGAGGAAAAAGACACGGGCAAUGAGGAUGUCAUCCAAACCAAGAAACCCUGCCUUGAACUACAAGAUGAGAAAGUAACAAGGGGAAGAAAGGACGAUAUUGAAGAGGAUGACACUAACAAAGACACUACCAGUAGUGAGGUGAAGGAGGCUGUCAUGGCGGAGCCUGAGAAGGUUCCAGAGAGCAGUGAGGAGAGCACCACGCCAAAGACCUUCUCUGCCCGAAGGAUUUCUCUCGGCAGCAGCAAACAGUCUCCUGGGGUGGUGAGUUCGGAGGGGGAAGCGGAGGCCGCAAGCAGUGCUGGCGCUGGCAGGAAGAGGAGAUGGGGCUCCAGUACAGCUGUCACUGCCAAGAAACCCUCCAUCAGUAUCACCACAGACUCUUUGAAGUACUCUAGUGUGGAAGAGGCGAUGGCCACUCGUACAGCACUACAUGGGGUUAAGUGGCCCCAGAGUAACCCUAAGUUCCUCAGUGUUGAUUUCUGCACACAAGAGGAGUUGGACUUCCACAGGGGUUUGGGUCCCGCAGGAGAAAAGCCAACAGAGGAGCCUCGUGGGGCGGCAGCCGCUGGGCCUGGCCGUCCAGUACCCCCGCCUCUCCUUUCAGAGCGUGAUCAGUGGGCAGAACGAGAAAGGGAAAUGGAAAGGAGGGAGAGGACGCGUGCGGAGAGGGAAUGGGACAGAGAUAAAGUGAAAGACUUCAGCAAACCUGGAGAGGAGCGGGAAGCUGGGGCCAGAAGAUCGCGUUCACGAGAUCGCGAAAGGCGGCGCAAGGAAAGAGGAAAGAGCAAAGAGAAGAAAACAGAUAAAAAGGAAAAAGGACCAGAGGAUCCACCUGCUAAACUGCUGGAUGACCUCUUCCGCAAAACCAAAGCGGCUCCGUGCAUAUACUGGCUCCCCCUGACUGAGGAGCAGGCAGCACAGAGGGCAGCGGCUCGUGCUGAACGCAUGAGGGAAAGAGAGAAGAGGAGGAAGGAGAUGGAAGAGGAGGAUAAGAAACGCGAGGAGGAGCGGCGAGAGAGGAUGAAGACCGGCGGGGCCACCAGAGGGGAAGGUGAGAGAGACCGUGACAGAGAACGAGACCGAGACAGAGGUCGAGAAAGGGAGCGAGAGGGGGAUAAACGGAAGGAGGGAUACCGCAGGCCUGGCGGAAACAGUGCAAGCGGGAGCAGGAGGUCACGAAGCCACAGCGACCCUCCGCUCCGAGAUCGACGACACUAAGGGAAGCCUGGAACUGUCCAGUUUGUGACCCCUGUUCCUGUAUGUGCAGCUCUAUGCCUACCUUCCUGAGGACCAACUCAGACUUUAUAAAAACACACACAUGCACACACACUCUGCGUAAAGACACACGGGUGCACACACACACACACAUUGGGACCAUGGUGGUGCUGUGUCUCCAUGUAGACUCUUCUCGUUGUCUCUUGACUGGGCUUUAAGACUCCUGGUGUUCAUUUCCCACCACAGUGUUAAUGGACUUCUGGUAUAAAUGGGUCGGACUGCAAGACGUCCUCCUGGUUUGGUGACAUUCUCUUUCUCCUUCAGUGUAGUGUCGACACAGAUCUGAAAGAGUGAAGCUGGGAUCAGAAAGAUGCUCUGAAAGCCUUCAGCGUGAUUUAAGUCCUGAUCACUACUUUGCCUCUUGUUUUCCUCACAUUCCUUGUACCUUUUUUGUCUCGUAUUGUCUGCCUUUUACCACCCCUUUGCUGUUAGCAGGUUGCCAUGGAGAAUGGGAUGCAUAUUUAACCUUUUCACAUUUGGUUUUUAAUUUUUUUAUCGUUUUAGCAUAAAAGCUGACAUUUU